AUGUCUUGUUUGAGUUCAGAAGAAACGUAUGUUAGCCCAGUUGUAAAAUGGCUUGUGUUCUUCUUCAACUUCAUUUUCUGGGUAGCAGGAGGCAUAAUGCUCAGUUUAGGUAUCUGGGCUUUUGUAGAAAAAAAUAAAUUUUACCAUGUGGAAGUACGAACAAUUUAUGAUGUAAUAUUUGAUAUCUCCAUUGGUUUUAUGGUGUUAGGUAUCGUUAUCUUUAUAUUGGGCUCUUCUGGAUGUAUUGGUGCAUUACGUGAAAACACAUGUCUUCUGAAAUUUUUUUAUGUAAUAAUGAUUUUAAUAUUUAUUGGUGAAGUUACACUAGGUGUUCUGGCUUUUGUAUUUCGUGAUAAGGCAAAAAGCUUUGUAACCGAAGUCUUUCAAGAAAAUUUCAUUCCAAGAUAUGAGGAUGAUCCUGAUGCUAAAAGUUUUAUAGAUUGGAUUCAAGAAAAUAUCUAUUGUUGUGGUGUAACAUCAGAUGGAUAUAGAGAUUGGAAUGAUAAUAUGUAUUUUAACUGUACAGAAGGCAAUCCAAGUAGAUUGAAAUGUGCCACACCUUAUUCUUGUUGUCGUAAACAAGACACAAUCAGGGAAGGUGUUCCAAAUAUAUUUUGUGGGGCUGAUACUUUACAGCCAGAUAUCCGAAACAGUCGUAUUUAUACAACUGGGUGUAUUGAUGCUAUAUUAAAUAUGGCAGAACAGAAUUUACCUAUAGUUGGAGGAGUUGUUAUUGCUUUUACUGUACCUCAGUUAAUUGGUAUUUGUUUAACAAGAAUGCUGGAAGGACAAAUAUUAGAUCAAAUAUCACGCUGGCAGAGAAGGUAUAGACAAACUUAA
Lottia gigantea (owl limpet) is the source of this 840-nucleotide messenger RNA. RefSeq lists its product as hypothetical. NCBI's taxonomy places the organism in Eukaryota, Metazoa, Mollusca, Gastropoda, Lottiidae. The record is from RefSeq and is a predicted model, not a curated record. Gene Ontology annotation, cellular component: membrane. Bases 1 to 840 code for a protein of 279 amino acids. The transcript has 7 exons.